Messenger RNA from Salmo salar (Atlantic salmon), 2182 nucleotides. RefSeq names its product divergent protein kinase domain 1C. The record is from RefSeq and is a predicted model, not a curated record. Lineage: Eukaryota; Metazoa; Chordata; Actinopteri; Salmoniformes; Salmonidae.
AGAGAGAAAAACUGCAGGGGAGUCUCUCCAGUUUGAUAGGAAGAGCGUAGCGUAGAAGAGGUGCUCAGAGCAGUUGACUGGCCGUGCGUGCUCUCACAAAACAGCCUCUCAAUCAGUGCACUGGGCUAUGCUUAUUCAGGAAAAACACACACACAUACAAAAACACACACAAAGAGGAAGGAGCUGGGAGCUGGGAAGGCAGCCCAGUAGAUGGAAACCAAAUGGGGCAGAGCGCCCGAGUUUAAGAACCAGCAGCUGUCUCAAGGGGGGCAGGGGGGGGCCUCCAGACAAGCAUCAGCCAGCCAGUCAACUGGCCAGCCAUGGGGAGCUGCCAGGCGGCAGAGAGAGAGAGGAGAAACCAGAAGAGCAUGUACCCAGCAGGACAGACCCUACCAGCAGCCCUGCAGCUCCCCAACACCAGACAACCACUUCUACCAGAGAUGCAAGACAAGCGGGCUGAGUGGAUGCUGACUAAUUAGCUCUCGCCCCUGAGCGGUUUAACCAGGGGUUGAAGGGGGGUUGCGGUCAACAGAUGUGGUCAUUGCGGAGGGCCAUGGGGCCAGAGCCAUUGCGGGGGCGCUGUCUGCUCAGGUGGCUCGGGUUGAAGGUGUGCCGCAGGAGCACGCUGGUGUUCGCCCUGCUCUGGUUCGGCUCCUGGGUGUUCCUCAAUGGCCUGGUGUUUGUGCACCGGACCAUCCUCUCCGACUACUGCACAGACGACAAGAGCAAGAAGAUCCUGCAGAGAGUGUGUGAGGAGUAUCGUGAGGGCGCCCUGACCGGUGACCUGUGCGAGGACCUGUGCGUAAGCGGCCAGGUGGAGUACAGGCGCUGCCUCUACUACGAGAAUGGUAAGAAGGUGAUCGAGGCCCGGUGGCGUGGCACGCCCGUGGUGCUCAAGUCCAAACUGGAAAACUUCUCCUCCUAUGAAAGCCUGGGCCUCCUGGAGUACCAGGACCCAGCCGAAGAGCUCUCUCCCCUGGACGUGGUCUUCUACGCCACCCUGGAGAUCAGGAACUCCCUGGGGCUGGACAUAAGCGGCAACGCCUCACUGCCGCCGCUGUGGGGCCAGAAGCUUAGGGAGCAUGGGCGGACCUACUCGCGGGCCGAGCUGGCAUCGCUGUGGUCCCUGCUCCAGCAGGAGGAGUACACUUUCCUGAGGGUGCUGCAGGACCUCAGCCGCCACUUAGCGAAGGUGUUGGGCUCCUGCGGACACUUCUACGCCGUGGAGUACCUGUCGGCAGGCCACGCCUGGGACCAGAACAUCUUCUCGCUGGAGGAGGUAUCGGCGGGCCCAUGGACGGCGAGGGACAUGGUGCACCGCAUCGCCCUCAGCUUCCUGGACAUGGCGUGGCGCUUCGACAACGACUUCUCGCACCGCCUCCACCUGUGUGACAUCAAGCCGGAGAACUUUGCUAUCCGGAAGGACCUUACGGUGGUGGCUAUAGAUGUGGACAUGGCUUUCUUCGAGCCCAAAAUGCGAGACAUUCUCGAGCAGAACUGCACUAACGACGAUGACUGCAACUUCUUUGACUGCAUAUCAAAAUGCAACAUGAAGACGAACAAGUGCAGCUCAAAGCGGAGAAAUAGCAACCUGCAGGUGAUCUGUGAGAAGAUCUUUAGGCCCUGGUUCUCUCCCACGCUGCUGGGCGCCAAGGCGGGCCUCCCCCUCCAGGUGGACCUCCAGCGGGUGGUGCAGGAGUGUGUCAAGACUGUGGGGGGUGAGGACGAGGAGCAAGACCGGGCUGUCCAGAAGCGGCUGCUGGACCUCCUCACGGGCCUCCUCCACCAGGGGACAUCCUCUGAGCAUUGGGGCGAAGGGGGCGAAGAUGGCGAGGGCAUUCACCCUCACAGCUCUUAACUUCUGAAGCAUUGCACUGUUCACCCUCACAAAAACGAUACAGUGGAGAAACCAACUGUAUUGGCUUCAUGAGACACUUAUUUAACGUUUUGAUGUUUUGCAUUUUGUGAGGUGGUUCCUGAGGACUGGAUGAUACUGGUUGUUGAAGUGACAAAAGAUGCACUGAUGGUGGUAGCACUGACUAUGUGCCUUUAGAACCUAUAGUAAGCAGACUAUGGCAGUUUCAGAGGUAGUACUGUAGCAUCUGCCAAUAAUUGGUGGUCUAUCAAGCAAGUGGUCAAUCUAUUUGAGUCAUCUUUACCUCAAAUAAAUGCAGAAACUUUC